Messenger RNA from Pyrus x bretschneideri (Chinese white pear), 2345 nucleotides. Its product is annotated as disease resistance protein Roq1. Gene Ontology annotation, molecular function: ADP binding. Gene Ontology annotation, biological process: signal transduction; defense response. The record is from RefSeq and is a predicted model, not a curated record. Lineage: Eukaryota; Viridiplantae; Streptophyta; Magnoliopsida; Rosales; Rosaceae.
UAUCAGCACAAGUCUCAGUUAAACUAUUUGAUGAGAAUAGUGAAUCUUCUGAUGAUGGUUCUUGGUAUAUGGAUGAUGCCUACAAUUUUGUCUGCUUUAUUUAGAAAAUUUACGAGUAUGCUUCAAUUUAUAUCCGGACGUUCAUUCACAAACAUGCACUUGUUACAUGAUUAUUUAAUUAUUUUUGUUACUUAGAAAGACUCUUCGCAACAUGUCAAGAGUGAGCUUCCUUGAAACUUCAUUCAAACUAUACUACAGUUUCUCGAGAAUUUUCUCAACACGUUGAGAGUGUGCUUCCCUAAAAUUUCGUAACUCUUUAGUCAAGUCUCCUUUUACACAUUUUUAGUCGUCAAAUUUUGUCCCUUCAUUAAUUUUCUAGCUCUUUGUUUUGGCUCUACGUAAAUCUGUUUAUUUAUUUAUUUAGAGUUGGUGAGAUGCUUUAGUUCUCAAUGAUCAAGUAAUUAAUCUUUUGUUUACUUUAACGUCUUGAUAAUGUAAUUUAAUAAUUAAAUAUUGUUUGAUCAUCCAAAUAAUAAAAGAGAGAGAACGAAGACCAUUGGUGAAAGAGACCCAAAAACAAAAAAACUAAAAAAAAAAAGGUUCUCUUCAUCAUCGGUUCCUACUUUGGUGUGAGUGAUUUUCUACCGACAAUUACCAUUCCUCUCCGAUUGUGAGGAGCGACUUUGCAAUGGCGUUGAGCACGCAAAGGGCCUCUGCAUCUCUUCUUUCAUCUGAAUCAGCUCCUCGAUGGAAGUAUGACGUGUUUCUGAGUUUCAGAGGUGUAGACACCCGCAAGGGUUUUGUCUCCCAUCUAUACCACGAAUUGUGCAAGUGCCAAGGAAUUAUGACUUUCAUGGACGAUCGAGAACUUGUAGGUGGAACAAGUAUUCCUCUGGAGCUACCGAGUGCGAUCAAAGAAUCACAUACUGCAAUUGUUGUUCUCUCGCCAACCUAUGCUUCUUCCAAAUGGUGCUUGACUGAACUUACAAACAUUAUUCAGUGCAUGGAAGGCAGGAACUCAAUUCUCCCAGUCUUUUAUGGUGUCGAUCCCUCUGACGUGGGAAAUCAGAGGGCGAGGUUUGCUGAAGCCUUCGCCGAGCAUGAAGGAAAGUUGACUAGCACUGAAGACAAAAUGAAGGUGACUCAGUGGAAAGCUGCUUUAAAAACAGUGUCGAAAAUUUGGUGGGAUUCGAAGAAUUUUAAGUGUGAAAGAGAGCUGAUUGAUGACAUCGUCAAAUGUGUGUGGAGGAAGGUGCAAGCUACAAUGACUUUGUCAGAUUCCUCACAGAAGUUAGUCGGAAUUGAUUCCGCGCUCGAGCAACUAACUAUUUUAUUAGCUCUUGAUGCAAAUGAUGUUCGCUUUAUUGGGAUAACUGGGAUGGGUGGCAUAGGCAAGACAACCCUUGCUAAGCUAGUUUUUGAUAAAAUCUUCCAUCAUUUUGAAGUUCACUGUUUUCUUGCUAAUGUUAGAGAGGUUUGUGCAAGAGAUCGUACUGUUGUUAGCCUUCAAAAACAACUUCUUUUCCCAAUCUUGAAGGACAAGAAGGAAGAAAUUUGGGAUGAAGAGUGCGGAAGAAUUUACAGUAAGAAGUGCUUGUGCAAUAAGAAGGUUCUUCUCGUACUUGAUGAUGUGGAUGAAUUAAACCAACUAGAAGUACUGGCUGGGAAUCAAAGUUGGUUUGGUAUGGGGAGCAGAAUCAUCAUUACAACAAGAAAUGAAGGUCUGCUCGUCCAGCAUGGUAUAGCAACAUCAUAUAAGGUUGAGGGAUUGAAUUAUGGAGAAGCUCUUGAGCUCUUUAGCUUCCAUGCCUUCAAAAAAGACCAACGAGAAGACUUUUUGGAACUUUCUGACCGUUUCCUGAACCAUGCCAGAGGCCUUCCCUUGGUUCUUAAAGUUUUAGGGUCUUUUUUGUAUAGGAGAGGGCGAGAUGCAUGGAAUAGUGAGUUGGAUAAUCUACUUAAAAUUCCCAAUCAGAAUAUUUUUUAUUCGCUCAAAGUUAGUUAUGAUGGACUCCGGCUGAUGGAGAAGAGAAUUUUCCUUGAUGUUGCAUGUUUCCACAAAGGGAAGUACACAAAGCAAGUAAUUCAAGUACUAGACAAUUCUUUUGGAAUUUCUAGUUGUAUUCUAAUAGAUUUGCUAAUUGAGAGAUCUCUUCUAUUCAAUGAUUACGAACAAAAUAGGGAUGCAUGAUUUCAUACAACAAAUGGCAUGGACAAUUGUUCGUCAAGAAUCUGAAAAGCCUGGUCUACGAAGUAGGUUAUGGCUUCCUAAUGACAUUUUUCAUGUAUUCAUGACCAAUACGGUAAGAAAUUAUGUAAAUACCAAGUUCAAAAAUGGACUAUGA